AUGGAGUCGCUUGCGGCGACCAGUGUCCUGGCCAGAAACAACUUGUGUCCGGUCGCUUUAAACGAUGGCCACGGUUCUGAAACGAUCCACAAUUGGACACAGCAACUACUCAAGUACGGACUGCAGGACGCCCUGAACGACAUCACGUACGAUCUUGCCGCUCUCGCCCUCGGGGCCAAGAUGACCGCUGCUUGGAUAACUUCGCACCUUUCCGAGACCGUCGACCUCACAUUCGGCAACACCGUGUCAGACUCGGCACGCCCAAUCGCGAAACUUCCAGGCCUCCGUGAACUGAAAGGCGAUAUGCAAGUCACGAAGCUCGUCACGGGAGACUUCGCGUCGUCGCUCUGGCUCAAAGUCUUUGACGUGCUCUUGGGUGGCUUUUGCUCGCAUCUGGCGUAUUCUGCCCAUACAUCCGCUGAUGACAGACUGAGCGAACUGCCCUAG
Molecule: messenger RNA, 447 nt
Organism: Fonsecaea erecta
Lineage: Eukaryota; Fungi; Ascomycota; Eurotiomycetes; Chaetothyriales; Herpotrichiellaceae
Exons: 2
Coding region: 1-447 (148 amino acids)
Source: RefSeq, a predicted model, not a curated record